UUUGUUUACAUGAAGCAGAAUUUGGCGCCAAACAAGCAGGGUUGGCGGGAGAGAGGCCGGGGUGACACUGUGCCUUAUUUAGUGCCUUAUAGAGCCAAUUAGUGCCUGUAUAGUGCCUGUGUGGUGCCUGUGGAGUGGCGCAGGGCAGGAUGGAGGGCGGAGGGAAGCUGAGGCCCACUAGAUACGCCCAUUUUGAAGGACACACUGACCUUUCCUAUACCAGUGAUGGGAGGUAUGUGGUGACCUGCGGCUCGGAUGGUGAGGUGCGGGUGUUCGAGGGGCUGGAUGACGAUGAUUGCAAGACACACGUGGUUGCCGACUGCGCCUAUGCUGUGGCCACUAGGCAAGACACCUUCCUGCUGGCGACGGACAGCAACCUGGUGCAGGCGUUCACCCUGGAGGAGGGCUCACCCUGCCAAGUGGUCACCCGAUUCACAGCCCACGCCACUCACAUUGUUGUUAGCGCUGAUGGCAACAUUGUGGCCUGUGCUGGGAGUGACAUGACAGCACGCGUUCAAGACAUGAGGUCAGGUCGGGACACAGUAUUCAGAGGUCACGCUGGUCCGGUCCUCUCAGUUGCCCUGGACCCUAAAGGUAAAUUUGUGGCCUCUUCCUCCUGUGAUGGCUCGGUACGUGUUUGGGACAUGUUGGGAUCAGAGAAGGUCAGCUGUGUCCUGCCGACCUCAAACACCCCUGCAGUGACCCACCCCCUCUGCCGGCUGUCUUUCACCCCUGGGGGAGACACACUGGCUGUCCCUGUGGGGUUGAAAGUUUUGUUGUAUGAUCGAGAGGGGUGGCGGGCUGACGGGGAACUGUCUUGCUCUGCUAUUAAGAAGGCCAUCUCCGUCAUUGCUGUUUCACCCUGUGGCACCUUGCUGGCAGCUGGCACCCUGGAUGGCACCCUGGUGGCCUGGACGCUCUCCUCUAGGGUCGCCAUAAUGACCCUAAAACACCCUAAAGGCCUUGCCAUAUCCGCUCUUGCCUUUAACCCAAAAAAUUUAAGGGAAAUCGCGUUUGCGGAUAUUAAUGGCCAUUUUGGGACAGUUGUGGAUGUUGGUGUGGGUGUGACGCAGGAGCAAACACCCGUCACUGCAGGCGUGGAGAACGGGGAUGUGGCGGGGGACUGUGGCGGGGGCAGCACCACACCCGCGGCGGUAGAGGCGGGGGAGGUGGAAGAAGAGGAGGAAGAUGAAUUUUCAAUCAGCAAAAUUAAGGCAGAUCUGGGGUUUGCUGACGACGCUGAGGGAACGUUUCUCGGACUGCCGGACGCUGAGAGAGACACCCCAGGGGUUACCGCGGGGCAGGAGGAGAGCCGCCCCGCCACCCCGGCAGCCCCGCGGGGUGGUGUGGGGGGCGGGGUGAGGCUGCCGGAGGUUCAGAAGCCAUUUCAGCCGGGAAUGUCACCAGAACACCUCACUGAGAGAUACAUGGUGUGGAGCAGUGCGGGUGUGGUGCGGCAGUACUGCGGUGAUGACGAGAGCACCAUUGAUGUUGAAUUCCACGACACCGCCACACACCACGCACUACACCUUAGCAACACCCAGGGCUACACCAUUGCCGCCCUAUCCACCAGUGUGUUGGCCCUCGCCGCACCCGCCACGGACACACAACCCAGCAAGUUAUCAGUACACCAGCUUCAGAACAACAAGGAAUGGCAGACGGACAUACAGACGGACAUCCAGGCACUUGCUGUGGGGUUGGAGUGGGUUGCUGUGGCGACGAGUGGCAGAAUCCUUCACAUCUUUGGGUCUUGUGGCACUCAGAGGGAGUUGCUGUCACUUCCUGGCCCUGCUGUGUGUCUGGCGGGCUGUGGCGCUCUCCUGAUGGUGGUGUGUCAUGCUGGUGUUGGUGUAUCAGGUGACCAGCACAUGACAGUGGCGGUGUUGGACCUGAGAAAGGGACGCCACCCCCUGCCACAGCCCUGCCCCCUGCCCCUGGGCCCACAGUGCUACCUGGCCUGGGCUGGCUUCACUGACCAAGGCACACCCAUGGCAGCUGACAGUGGUGGUGUUGUGCGUCUCCUCAACACCAGGGCGAAGGGGCAGUGGACACCCAUUCUCAACACCAGGGAGCAGCUGCGGGGGAAGUCUGACCAUUACUUUGUGGUAGGGGGCAGUGAAGCGGAGGGGGGCUCUGUAAGAUGCAUCCUGUGUAGGGGGGCUCGUUACCCGCCCACCCUGCCCCGACCACACCUCUCCCUCCUCACCAUGAAGCUCCCAGUGUGCGAGGGGACGACAGACAAGGGUGAGCUGGAGAGAGAGUGUGUCGAAUGCCUCCUCCUUCCCCCACCCCCCACAGGCCGGCCGGGAGCUGUGGGGUCUGCCAGGGAGAGAGAGAGAGAGGAGGCCACACGCAUUAUACAAGAGGCCAUGAUUAAGCUGUUUGCGCUGUCAUGCCGCAGCGAGAGGGAGUGUCGAGCUGUGGAGGUGUGCCGUUUAAUGCCAGACUGCACCACUGUCCAGCUUGCCAUUAAGUAUGCUGCCAAGCUGAGACGACCACUGGCUGAGAAACUGGGAGAGGUGGCAGCUUUGAUGGAGGACCCCACCCACAGACCCGAGGAGCUGUCGGCGGGUGCGGAGAAGACCCCCGCACCCGCCCCUGCCCCGCCAGCCACCCCGAAGGCCCGGUCUGCGCUGGAGCUCUGGUUAAGUGACAACAUUGAGGUGGUGUCCGCAGCGAAUCCUGGUGUCGACAAGAAGGAUUUGUUGGUCAAAGCUGCUCCAAUGUUUAUGAAGUUGGAGGGGGGGGUGAAGCAGGCCUGGCUGCUAUAG
This is a messenger RNA of Portunus trituberculatus (swimming crab), 2771 nucleotides long. It is a transcript of the gene Ctf4, whose product is annotated as WD repeat and HMG-box DNA-binding protein 1-like. Gene Ontology annotation, biological process: mitotic cell cycle; DNA repair; DNA-templated DNA replication. The record is from RefSeq and is a predicted model, not a curated record. Gene Ontology annotation, cellular component: nuclear replication fork. Lineage: Eukaryota; Metazoa; Arthropoda; Malacostraca; Decapoda; Portunidae. Gene Ontology annotation, molecular function: protein binding; chromatin binding.